This is a messenger RNA of Hippocampus zosterae (dwarf seahorse), 2862 nucleotides long. It is a transcript of the gene c9orf72, whose product is annotated as C9orf72-SMCR8 complex subunit. The transcript has 10 exons. The record is from RefSeq and is a predicted model, not a curated record. Gene Ontology annotation, biological process: autophagy; endocytosis. Gene Ontology annotation, cellular component: autophagosome; endosome. Gene Ontology annotation, molecular function: guanyl-nucleotide exchange factor activity. Lineage: Eukaryota; Metazoa; Chordata; Actinopteri; Syngnathiformes; Syngnathidae. The coding region runs from base 214 to 1602 and encodes 462 amino acids.
CGCUUUCAAAUGACAUCCCACGUACGUAGCAGGAAGUGUCAAGACGACAACAGCACUGCAACUGGCUACAACCUUCUAUUGACUAAAAGAGAAUCGCACAACGAUUGUCGCGAAACAAUAAAUUUAUACGACUUCACUACAAUCGCAGGGUCAUGAUCAAAACGACUUAAGUGACUGACGAUCUUUCCGAAGAUUGUCACCUUUAUAACUUAAAUGUCAUCUGGUUGUCCACCCCAGUCACCUGCUGUGGCAAAGUCUGAAGUCGCAAUCGAGGGAGAAUGCCCACUGCUGGCUGCCACCUUCGCUUACUGGGACAAUAUCCUCGGUCCUCGUGUCCAUCACAUCUGGGCACCAAAGGGCGAUCAUGUCAUGUUGCUUGGCGAUGGAGAUGUGACCUUCUUGGCCAAUCACACAUUAAAUGGAGAGAUUCUACGCAGUGCAGAGUGUGGCGCAGUGGACGUGAAGUUUUUUGUCCUGGCAGAGAAGGGCGUCAUCAUCGUGUCACUCAUCUUCGAUGGUGAGCUCAAGGGGGACAAGAACACCUGCGCCUUGUCCAUUAUGCUACCGCAGACGGAGCUGGCCUUCUACCUGCCUUUGCACACCAUCUGCGUGGAGAGGCUAAAGCAUGCUAUCCGCAAGGGACGUAUUUGGAUGCAAAAGGGCUACAAUAUCAUCGCAGUGCUGAGCUUGGAGAUUGUUCCGAUUAUGGAGCUGCUUGCUUCUAUGAAAACACACAGUGUGCCUGAAGACAUCGAUAUAAAAGACACCAUGUUAAAUGAUGAUGACAUUGGAGACAGCUGCCACGAGGAUUUCCUCCACAAGGCCAUCAGUUCUCAUCUUCAGACUUGUGGUUGUUCAAUCGUGGUUGGAAGCAACCCAGAGAAAGUAAACAAGAUUGUGCGAACACUUUGCCUCUUUCUUACUGCUGCUGAGAAGAAAAGUUCUCGCCUCUGCAAGGCAGACUCAUCAUUCAAAUAUGAUACAGGCCUCUUUGUUCAGGGUCUGCUCAAGGACUCCACUGGGAGCUUUGUACUGCCCUUCCGCCAGGUCCUCUACUCACCUUACCCGACCACGCACAUCGACGUAGACAUCAACACAGUCAAGCAGAUGCCACCGUGUCACGAGCAUACUUACAACCAACGUGGCUACAUGCGGUCCGAGCUGAAUACACUAUGGAAGACGGACAGCGAAGAGGACAUCCCUCCUGACACUGUCAUCCCCACCGAUGACACGUUCACACCUGACUUGAAUAUAUUUCAAGAUGUUAUGCAUCAAGAUACUUUGGUGAAGUCAUUUAUAGACGAGGUGUUCAUGCUGAAGCCCGGCCUUUCCCUGCGCAGUGCCUACUUGGCUCAGUUCCUGCUGUUGCUCCACAGGAAAGCCCUCACAUUGCUUAAGUACAUCGAAGAUGAGACUCAAAAGGGGAAAAAGCCUUUCCGGUCCUUGCGCAAUUUAAAGGUCGAUCUCGAUCUGAUGGUUGAAGGAGACCUGAACAUCGUUAUGGCCUUUGCUGAAAAGUUGAGAGCAGGACUACAUUCAUUUGUGUUUGGAAAGCCAUUCUACACCAGCAUGCAGGAAAGAGAUGUUCUUAUGAACUUUUGAGUGCGAUCAUUACCUGCACUUAAUGUCUUGAAAAUUGUUGGUUUUGUUUUUUUUUGUUCCAGAAAUAUAUGCAUGUUUUCUUUCCAGACCGAGAAUUCCGUUUCCCCCAAUUUGGCUCCUUUUUUGUCCAUGGUACAUGAUAGAGAAAUCUACGAACAAAAUUGUAUCAUGUUUAAAGUUUCGGUUAAUUUGGGCAUGUCUGGACAUGCUCAGCGCAGAGGUGGGCGUUUUGGGCGGAGGGCCUUUUCUUGAGUAAUCACGUCAAAACAAGGGGUAGGGGGUGGCGAAGGCUAGAUUCAAUCACAGAGUGGGAAUAAACAAAUUGGGAACAAGGAGUUGUUGAAUACCAAAAGACAGUUUGGGAACAGCUGUCGCGCCCAGGUGGACAUUAGUCAUCAGCAAAGUCUGUGACUUGUGCAUUCGGGUAAAUCAGAUCCUUACCGCAGGGCCGGACUGGGGGGCGCGGGAUGCAAAUCUCGGGGGCAGUGUCUUUCUUGUAUUUUGCAAUAAAAGUUCGAACAGGCGGAGAGGGAGCCGAGUGUGAUCGCGGAGCAACGAACCGUCGUUCGCUCUCAGAGAUCCGCUUCCGCCGAUAUUGAAGACAAAUUUUCCUGUGUGCCGAGUCAUUUCUUUAGCUUUGUCCGAGAAAAUCUCUGACAGUACAGUAUCAUCAAAGAACUUCUGUUUGUAAAAGAUUUUAUCCUAUUUCUUCUAAUCUGCUUUUAUGAUGUGUUUUGAGAAGAUAAACGUUGUUAUAGGUGUCUCCAGUCCUGUAUGUAUGCAUGAAUGCAUGCAUAACAAUUACAGGUCUUCAAUCCUGUUCCUCGAGGGCCGCUGUCCUGCCUUUUUUUCCUCCUUGAUGUAGCACACCUGAUUCAAAGAUCAGGAUCGUUAUCCGGCUUCUACAGACCUUGUUGAUUAUCUGAUUAUUUGAGUCAGGUGUGUGGUAGCAAGGAGAGCUAGAAAAUAGGGUGGAGAGCGGCCCUUGAGGAACAGGAUUGAAGACCCCUGCAUUAGAUGAUGGUGCGAAAAUAAUUUGCUUCCUGCUCGGAUUUUUAUGUGAUUUCAAAAUGCUAUUUAUUAAAAGUAUCUGCUAUUGUAUUUGGUAGUGUGAACCAACUGCCUAAGUUGGCCUUUCGAAAGUACUGUGGUGUACAGUACAGUUAAGAUUUUUUUUGUUGUUGAAAAUGUUCAAAUAAAUGUCUGUGUUGAAUGUGACAAAUCUGUUGACAUAAUUAAAAUAUUGAGUGUAAUCCCAAA